GAUGAUUUGAUUUAAAAAAAAGCUAUAAACGGAAUAUAGAUUGGUUUAUUACUCUUAUGGCGGGAAUAUGGCUGCCAAAUUGAAAAUACAACUUGUGUCGGCUUUUAAAAUGCAUGGAUUUACAUUGCGGAGCGAGGCCAGUCGCUAUCUGGUGGAUGUCCUGAGUCCUGUUAAUGAGGUGCAGCGUGAGGAAUGGAUUGACAAGAUGAUUGAGAUCAUCCAGAAGCAGCCAUUGUCCUCGUCAAUCAUUGACAGAACGCUGUGUGAAACUGCUGUCCAUGAAUGUAAUGCAGAACAAGAUGACAAUAGUGAUAAGAUGUUUUCUAUCAUUGACGCCUUCUCAGUUCCUCACUAUUCCUACAGUUCAGACAGAAAAAAGUUUAUUUUAAACAGUGAACUUGGAUUGCCUCCCCCUGCUUUGUAUGGCACAUCUGUUGAUAAGGCCAGCCUCUUUCGGGACAGAUAUGCCAUUCUACAUCAGCGAACAUUAAGACAUGACCUGUUUACAAUGCCAGUAUUAAAAGGUGUACCAGAAGAAAAUAACAAAAAGUUUCAACUGAAACCGAUAGAAUAUCUAAUAGGCAGCACUUCGAAACUAGGGGAGAUAAUUGUGCUGGGAAUGCUGACACAGCUGAAAGAGGGAAAAUGGUUUCUAGAAGAUCCCUCUGGAGCUGUACAAAUUGAUCUGUCAAGUGCAAACUUCCACACAGGUCUGUUUACAGAGAACUCGUUCGUUCUUGCAGAAGGCUGGUACGAGGAUGGAAUAUUUCACGUUAACGCAUUUGGUUUUCCCCCUCCUGAGCCAGCUAAAACAUCAAGAGCAUACUUUGGUAACGUUAACUUUUUUGGAGGACCUUCGUCUGUUAAUGUAAAAGCAUCGGUGAGACUGAAGCAGGUAGAGGAGGAAAACGAAGAUGCCAUGAUUGUCUUUCUCUCCGAUGUCUGGCUGGACCAGGUUAAGGUUUUGGAAAAGUUGAAAGAACUGUUCAGAGGGUAUUCAGAAUUUCCUCCUACUUGUUUUGUGUUAUGUGGCAACUUUACGUCGGCACCUCAUGGAAACCAACACACUCAGGUGCUUAAAGAAUCAUUUCACAGUUUGGCUGAAAUAAUCAAUGACUUCCCGUCGUUGAAGGAAAACAGUCGUUUUGUUUUCGUUCCUGGCCCCCGAGAUCCUGGCCCAGCCACAAUAUUACCACGGCCUGCGAUUCCAAAUUCAGUUACAGAGGAGAUGCAAAGAAAGGUUCCGACUGCAGUGUUCACGAGUAACCCGUGCCGAAUCCAGUACUGUACGCAGGAGAUCGUGGUCUUCAGAGAGGACAUAGUCACCAAGAUGUGCAGGAACUGUGUCAAGUUCCCGUCAGACGGAGAUGUACCAAAACAUUUUGCGAAGUCGAUCAUCAGCCAGGCCCACCUGUGUCCGCUGCCUCUACAUGUGUGUCCUGUCUACUGGGCGUAUGACUGCGCGCUCCGCGUCUACCCACUUCCUGACGUCAUCGUGUGCGCCGACAAGUUCGAUCCCUUCCACACAACUACUAUUGACUGUACAGUCAUGAAUCCGGGCUCGUUUCCAAGGACAGGUUUUGGUUUCAAAGUCUAUUUUCCUGCUAGCAGAGAGAUUCAAGACAGCAAAAUACAAGAUGAGAAUUAAGACAAAUGUGUACAGGUCGUUGAAUGGGAACAAGAUGAUGAUUACAUAGAAACCAGUUCCAGACAGUUCCAGGAACCAAAUGUAAAGCAGACACAAGACCUGGCCAGAAUUCAACCUUAACAAACUUAACUUCGUGCAUUGUACUUUGUUCAUUAAUACAUUGGAUUAGCAAGGAAAUGUUUCAUUUAACAUUAAAACCAAUGUUUGUUUGUUUUUAUUUACUCAAAUUUAAAUAAUUAUUUUAGUAGUGGGUCAAUAGAUCAAAUUUUUAUUUUUUAAAAAAAGAAGGAAUAUUUACAUUAAUGACAUUCCUGCACAUAUUAAAACUUUGGAAAUAAACAAGUAAGGAAAAACUUAAUUAUUACUGAAAACAUAAAUCACUGUAAUAUUCUACUUUACAAUACAUUUGGUGACAGUAUUAAAUAGUAUUUAUACAGUUUCAUUUCACCAUGCACAAUAUCUUUUACCAUUUGAUAUCAUUAUACAGUUACAAUUGGUGAACACAACACAUUACUUUGUAAAAAAUUAUUUGAGAAAGUUCAUAGGGCGAAUAUUGUUAGCAACUUGAAAAAUAUACUGCAUUUAAUCUAUGUCUACAGGAAAUCUUUCCCUUUUGUAGGUCACAGAUCAUGUGAUAAUUGGGAUUAAAGGAAUGGCCUUUCUAGUUUUAAAAGAAAUAUUUUAUUAAUAAGUUUAUAUUUGGUGAUUAUUUGGAGAAUAAAACUGUCUAAUAAACAUCAUGACAGCACAUCUUUGUCCAAUAACCUUUUAUGUUUUACUUCUGAUCUGCAUUGUACUACUCACAUUAUCUCUUUGCUCAUGGGUGAAGAUAAUUUCAGAUACAUUUACACCAUAGGAUCUCUACGGAGGGGCGGGGAGGGGGGGGGGGGAGAAUAGAGGUUAUUUGUGUUAGGAUCAAACCUCCAAAGUGGAGCCAUUCUCUAAAUGUUUUUUUUUUUCCUUUAUCCCAACUAGUUCUACAUGACUGGUAUUUCAAAGGCUGUGGUAUGUGCUAUCCUCACUGUGGGAAAAUUCAUAUAAAAGAUCCCUUGAUUCUAAUGGAAAAAUAGUUUCCUCUGAAGACUAUGAGUUAAAAUUACCAAAUGUUUGACAUUUAAUAGCUGAUGAUUAAUAAAUGAAUGUGCUCUAGUGGUGUUGUUGAACAAAAACAAACUUUAACUGUGCCCAGGCUGUAUGAUGGAUGCACCAUACACAAUAAUGUUAGGUCCACUUAUAAAAAGAAAAAUACAUGUUUAUUAAAAACAACAGCCCCACCCUCCUGGCACAUUUCCCAGCAGGAAGACCUGUGUCUGUUCCCAUCCUUAAUGACAUCACAGUGGGUCAGCAUUGGUUUAUGGACCAAAUUGUUUUAUUAAUACAAUAUGCAUAUUUUAAUAUUGAUUUCAGAAAUUUAUAUGUGUAUUUUGUUUUUUAUAUUUAUAGAAUUAUGAGCAGAAGAGACAUGUUAACACUUUGUGUGACUGGUUUUUCAAGUUUGGUUGUCUUGGUGAUAAGAUCUGUUGUGUUUUAUAGUUGUAAUGUAGAAAGCUAUUUUUUUGUACUGGCUUUAGUGGGUGUUUUAAGUUCAAACAAUGACUGCCUAGUUUUUUAAAUCCUAUAGAAUAAUCAUUUAACAAACUAAAGCUGAUGACCUUACUUAAUUCUGCAUAAUAAAAAGUAAUUUUUCUAGUUUUAAAUGAUCAGGAUGCUCAAGGUCAAAUUAUUUAGAUUUUAUCAUCUUAUCUUUGUUAUCAUCCAGAUAUUUAUGACCAUGAAUUGUGAAUUUCUUCUUUUUCAUGAGACUAAAUGUUCAUGGUUUUGCUUUAAAAAACAACAUUUUGUUUGGCAAUCAUGGAUUAAAAAGAUAAUUUCAUAAAUCCAUAUUAUAUGUACACAUGUAUUAUAUUUCAUUCUGUCCUUAACAUUAAUUAACUGCACAAGUCCAUGAAUUAUUGUAUGAAACAUUAGAUUACCAUAAAUAAAAGUGAUUUGACAGUAUCUGUAUUUGUCUCGGCAACCACAACUUAAUCAUGGCACCAACACUUGGUGGACACUGGGUUCCUAUCCCAGUAGUAGAUCAAACCAAUGAGUGAGCACAGACAUCAUUGGGGAAGUUAACAUAUGAUACUUACAUGUAUCCACUGUCACAGGACUAGAUAUGGCACUCGCCAAUUGCGAAUUUCAAAAACAAUUGGCGAAUUUUAUUUUAAUUUGGUGAAAUAAUUUCAUGAAAUAAAUGAUAUUUUGUUAGAAAAUAACUGGGUUUCUGUCAUUUUUGAAGUUUAGUAGAUAAUUUGGCAACGUUUUCUACUAACCGAGAGCUAGCCCUGCAUGAAGACAUCCAUAAAAAUUAAAGGCCAAUUAAUCAGUUAAGAAUGUGUACUGUCAAACACAGUUCGGAAGUAACCAUGGCAAUGUACUGAUGGUGAGAAAUAAGGGAGCACAUGGUAUCCGAGACACAUUUGAAUUCACUGCUACAGUAGAUAUGGCAGUAUAAAAUACAGAGGUUUCAUGUGGGACUAAAUGUUGGUACUGUGGGAUUGACUGCUGGUAACAUUGUGAAUGUCUGGACCCCGUUCCACGAAGCAAUCUUAUCGCUAAGAUCAUCUUAAGUGCAUAUCUACCUUAUGUAUUUAAGGUGAUCUUAGCUCUACGAUCGCUUUGUGGAACGGGCCCUGGUACUAUGGAUGAGGGUUCUGGUAACAGUCCGUAUUUGCUGUUACCGUACUAUUUGUGUUAUCAUAUUUCUUUCCAUAUCAGUAUAUAGUGCAGUGAAACCUAGUCCACAGAUGUGACACCAGUUAGGGAUUUGUAAUAAGCAGUAAACAUUCUUGGUGCCAUUUUUCUCGAAUGAUACUAGUACAUGCAUUUUUCUGUAAGUUUUUAGUUUACUUUGAAAUGAACACUGGUUUUAAAGAUGUGAUCAAAGUUUGGGUACAUACCCCAACACAUGUUCAUAUCAGAAUUGGUCAGAAUAUUUGUAUGUGUAUUGUUUUUAACUGGGUUAUUUACCACCUAGCUUCUGAUGAUUAUGACUUAUUUUAAAUAAGCAAUAAAAUAAUCUUCACGAUGAUUUUAUUGCAAAAUGUGUCAAAAUGUAAUGCAAUACAUUAAACUUGUGUUAUUUUAUCCCACUAUAAGCUUUAAAAGUAUAGUUUUUGAUAAAUUGAGAAUUAUGUUUUGUUAAGGCAAGCUAUUUUUUUCCGACAAAUUUUCAGGUAUCCCUAAAGCAUAAUGAAUAACUUCUACUAGUACUUUGUACGUCUAGUACAUAGUCCUACCUCUUUCUACCUUUUAGAAAAUUCAGUUUUAUUGAGCAAUUUAAUACCAUAAAGAAGAAAGAAAUCCCCAAAACCUGAUAUUUAAAAUGUGUAUUUAAAUUGCACUUGCCAUUAUUUGAGAAGCACAUGUUAUAGUUUUAAUCAUUUUGAAAUUAAUUCUGUUAUAUAAUGUUGCAAGUUUUUUUCUUUUUUGUAGUCUAUAUGUUUGUAACCAUUCUGAUACUUGGAGUAAUUCAGUAGUUUUAAUUGUUAGCAAAAAUAUGUUUUGAAGGGAAAUUUCAAUGUAGAACCGAACAAUUAGGUGUAUUUUAGUAAUUAGGAAAACAUCAGUAAUCAAAACGACUUUCGAAGGAAAAGUAACUGAUUGUUUUGUCUUGAGAUGGUGGAUGAUUAAACUAACUUCUACUACUUUAAAAGUUUAUACCCGUGAUCAAAGACAACUACCGUACAACAUAAACAAGUCAUUCCAUCAUUUAAGAAAAUAUUAAUAUCCAGGGCCCAUAUUUUCCAAGCCAUCUUUGCACUAUGAUAUUGUAAAACUAUUGGGGAAAUAGUGUGUCUCACAGUGAUGUCAUAGCUUAUGAAAGUUUUGAUGAUAUCGUAAUGCUAAGAUAGCUUUAAAACAAUCUGUAGCCAGAUGUCUCUAGGCUUAAUUAUUGUAAUAUGUGUUCCUUGUCCAUCUCAAUGUGGAAUAUGUUAUUUUACUCACCAAUCUAUCCGUCAUAAACUGGUGAAAAUAGUCUUUUAUUCAAAACAUUUAAUGUCUUUUCUAUUUAUAGUUGUGGUUUCUCUAUUAUGAAU
Molecule: messenger RNA, 5730 nt
Organism: Gigantopelta aegis
Lineage: Eukaryota; Metazoa; Mollusca; Gastropoda; Neomphalida; Peltospiridae
Product: DNA polymerase epsilon subunit 2-like
Exons: 15
Coding region: 68-1648 (526 amino acids)
Biological process (GO): DNA-templated DNA replication; error-prone translesion synthesis
Cellular component (GO): epsilon DNA polymerase complex
Molecular function (GO): DNA binding
Source: RefSeq, a predicted model, not a curated record